CUGAGUGGUAAAUGAAGUCGUAAAUUCACGUGUUUCUAGUGGUAAACGAAUGGAUAUGAGCUAAGGACAGCAAACGGCUCAUCCCAUAUCUUUCAACCGUCCAUGGAAGUGCGCAAGUUCUACGGAGCAUCCAGUCAACGGUUCGUGCCUCAGGCAAUAGCUGCGGGCACCGAUGUCUGCAAUCACCACUGCCGCGACUUCCAUCGCCGGCAACUUCAGCAGAUUAUUCGAGAGAAGUUAAGAAGUUUCAAAGAGGAGCAAUUCAAAGUUCAGUUCGAGGUGGUCUUCUUCCAUGCUUCCUGCAUCGAUGGCCUCAUGCGGCGCAUGAAAAAGGAAAAGUACGGCUGGCACAAAUCUGACGAGGAACGUCUCGUUCCCUAUCUUGGUACAGGCUGGUUCGAGCAGCACAUAAACCAGAAAGAUUACAAUCGUGUUGCCCAUGGCACAUUCCAGGUGAAACCCCGUGUGUGGGGACAGCUAAUGAAACUGCGAGUCAGGUUCACCAGAGAGAAAUGUGUUCGUGGAGCAUCUGAGACAGGUUGAACGGGGAGUUUUCGUUGGAGUUGUGUGAGGCGAUUUUAGGUAAAUGGUUGGUCAAAAAUUGUUAUCUUGGCGCAUUUUCUGGAUGUUUUGCGUUGAAUUAAGUGUUUGAGCAUGUCGUGUGAUUUGCAUAUAUGUACAUACCCGUGACAUUGUAACUGGCCAUUGUUAGGUAUAUUAGAAGCCACCAUGCAUUUCAAUAUAUCAU
Molecule: messenger RNA, 748 nt
Organism: Amphibalanus amphitrite
Lineage: Eukaryota; Metazoa; Arthropoda; Thecostraca; Balanomorpha; Balanidae
Exons: 2
Coding region: 103-543 (146 amino acids)
Source: RefSeq, a predicted model, not a curated record